This is a messenger RNA of Danaus chrysippus (African queen), 3042 nucleotides long. Lineage: Eukaryota; Metazoa; Arthropoda; Insecta; Lepidoptera; Nymphalidae. The record is from the annotation of a GenBank genome assembly.
AUGUAUAUUUUUGUCAUCAGGGAGAGUCCAAGAUGUUUGUCGCGGGAGUCGUCCGGCGCGCCGCGAUGUCCCUCUAACGACUCGGUGUACUCGGGUCGGAGCGCGCCCAGCCUGCCCCUGCCAGCCGCGCUAUCAGCUGCACUGCCGGCAGCCCUGCCCGCAGCGCUGAUGCCACCCCACUCCGCUGCCGUCGCAGCCUAUCUCGGUGCAGCCGCUGCCGCAGCCCAGCAGCGGUUACUCAUGUCCUACCAGGAAGACAUUACGGACGCUGAAAGAGCGGAUGCCGUAUUAGACUUCAGCACUAAACGAAGCGAAUCCCCGGUCGACGACGAGGAGGAUGACGCCGUCAAUCUCACAAAGAAUGAAAAUGGUCCAUUAGACUUAUCUGUAGGUACUAGAAAAAGGGGACCAGAAGAUUCUCCAUCUCCCGUCCCGAGUAGAAAAAGUUCUCGUACUUCCGACUUCAAAGCUUUAUCGACACCUUGGUCUACACCGGUUGCACCUCAUCUUCCUUAUUUUGCUGCUGCCGUUGCUGCUGCAAGCUUAUCACCAAAAGGUGGAGUUCCAGCUGACUGGAAUGGUAAACUUAAACAUGGAGCACCUACACCAAGCGAUGCUACUAAAGCACUGGAAAAAAUGAGCGAAUUGAGCAGAUUAGGAGGAGAAGAACUUUUUAGAUCUGUUCAAAGUGCAGCUUUAGGUGCAGGUCUUACACCAAAUGCAGCUGCACGACAUUCAGCUUGGCAAUCUCAUUGGCUGAAUAAAGGAGCUGACCAAACAAAAGAUGUCCUGAAAUGUGUAUGGUGUAAGAAGAGCUUCAAUUCACUUGCUGACCUAACUGUUCACAUGAAGGAAGCUAAGCAUUGUGGAGUUAACGUUCCUGUACCUCCUUCAAGUGGAGCUCCGAUUCCUCCUUCACUACAGCCUCCAUCAAGUUCGCCUUCGACGCCAUCCCAUAAUUCGUCGUCCUCGAGUGGAUCGUCAAAACCAAAUCAUAAUGAUUUAAAUAUGCUUAUAAAAGAAAACAUGCCUAUUCCUAGAAAAUUAGUACGAGGGCAAGAUGUUUGGCUAGGAAAGGGUGCAGAGCAAACUAGACAAAUUCUAAAAUGCAUGUGGUGUGCAGAAAGCUUUCGUUCGUUAGCUGAAAUGACGAGUCAUAUGCAACGCACUCAGCAUUAUACUAAUAUUAUAUCACAGGAACAAAUAAUUUCCUGGAAAUCCUCAGAUGAAGCUAAAGGAUCUAACUCUAGCACCCCGGGUACAAAUAACGCUGUUCCUCCAACAACAGGAACGAGUAGCCAUGUUAGCGCGGUAUUAACUUGUAAGGUUUGCGACCAAGCGUUUAGUUCCUUAAAAGAGUUAAGCAAUCAUAUGGUAAAGAAUUCUCAUUAUAAAGAACAUAUUAUGCGAUCUAUUACGGAGAGUGGUGGUAGAAGACGCCAGACACGAGAAAAACGAAAGAAAUCGUUACCAGUAAGAAAACUACUUGAACUUGAACGAGCUCAACACGAAUUCAAAAAUGGCGAAGGUAACGGUGUUCCCAUGGGAAAACCAAUUAGGGAUUUCGGCGCUGGUAGCCGUAUUACUUGCGAGAAAUGUGGAGAUAAAAUAGAGACUGCUGUAUUUGUAGAGCAUAUUCGUCAAUGCAUUGGAUCACCAAUGUCAAACACCCAAAGGAAUUUUCUGAAAAGUGCUCUUCUUUCUAAUAAUAUUAUUCCACCUGAUGUCCCCGGCCACAUCACCCCCACUAGUCGCGAUGGUCGAAAAAGUAUUAACGAGGAAAUUCCAUCUCCUGGUUCAGCUCAUCAUCGUUCCCCAUCUUCGGUCAAUGAUUCUUCUCCCAGUUCCAAAGAUCAUAAUGCCAGCAACGACAAAAGUUCGUCGCCAUCGGUGCUUAAUGCUAUAGAACAAUUAAUAGAAAAAAGCUUUGAUACACGCUCCCGACAUUCAGUACCAGGCAUACCAGGGGGAGCUUCACAUGCUCCAAUCGGGUCAAGUAUCCUAAAGAGGUUAGGAAUAGAUGAAAGCGUAGACUAUACUAAACCGUUAGUAGAUCCCCAGACGAUGAGUAUGCUCAGAAGUUACCAUCAUCAACAAGGAUACGGUCGCCGUGAACGCAGCGGCAGUGAGUCUAGUUCUAUGUCAGAAAGGGGCGGUAGUAGAGUUGAAUCUCUAACCCCAGACAGGAAGCUGGAUUCUUACCACAUGACGCCUCGUACUACUCCUGAUACUCGUGGCUCUCAAACUCCGGCAUCUGAGGAACGACUCACGGAGGUUAGGAUAAAAAAAGAAGUAACCGAUGAAGAAGAACGCGAAAACGGUGUAGACUUGAGUAGCCAACCAGUGAGAGUAAAAACUGAAGUUGAGGACGAGGAAGAGCAACAAAGACCAAGCAGUGCAGUUGACGAGGACGUAAAGCCAACUGUACCAAAACGUGAAAGCGAGGGCCCAAGCCCUGCUGCUAGUCCUCGUAGUCCAGCCAGUGACCGAUCAGCGCCAACGCCCGGGACUGAAAGGAAGCCGGCUUCCAGUCUAGGAGCUCUCUCUUCUAUGUUUGAUAACCUAGCCGGCGGAGGUUCCUCAAAUGAGCCAAGUUCUUCUCGUCGCGGAGGCAGUCACCCUUUAGCAGCUUUACAAAAACUUUGCGAUAAAACGGAAACGAAUUCAUCUCGUGCUCCUGCCCCAGCCCCAUCUCCCGCCGGUCCACCCAGCAUCCUCACUUUUAGCUGGGCCUGCAACGAUGCAGUAGUGACUGACUCUAUAAUGAAGUGCGCCUUAUGUGAUACACCGUUUAUAUCAAAGGGAGCUUACCGGCAUCAUUUAUCGAAGAUGCAUUUCGUGAAGGACGGCGCCCUGCCGGAGCCUGUGCCAGUGAAGGCUCCCCCGGCCGCGCCAUCCCCAGGCCCUCACAAGAGCAGCGGAUCGAACGCAGCCUCACCUCAAGACCCGAGGAGUCCGUCUCAAUCUUUCGAUGAGAGUCCUCACUCCAAAUUCCUCAAGUAUACGGAGCUGGCGAAACAAUUAUCCAGCAAGUACGUCUAA